Hydra vulgaris (swiftwater hydra) is the source of this 1189-nucleotide messenger RNA. Its product is annotated as phospholipid scramblase 1. Gene Ontology annotation, biological process: plasma membrane phospholipid scrambling. Gene Ontology annotation, molecular function: phospholipid scramblase activity. Gene Ontology annotation, cellular component: plasma membrane. The record is from RefSeq and is a predicted model, not a curated record. NCBI's taxonomy places the organism in Eukaryota, Metazoa, Cnidaria, Hydrozoa, Anthoathecata, Hydridae.
UUUUUUUCUAACUUAAAAUUAUAUUUAGAAUAUAAAUUAUAUAUAAUAUAAUACAUGGAUCAUCCACUUCAGCCAGCUGGUCAGUAUCAACAGGUGCCAGCCAAUUAUCCCCCUCCUCAGCCAUAUUUUCAGCAGCCUGGUUAUGGGCCUCCACCAGCUGUUCAGUAUGCUGCUCCUGGAUACCAGCAAUAUGGUGCGCCAGGUGGAUAUCAGCAACCUAUCAUGCAACAGCCAGCAGGGGAACAAUGGAUGGCUUUCCCUCAUGCGCCUCCACCUGGUUGUCCGCCUGGCCUUGAAUACCUGAUGCAAAUUGAUCAACUACUAGUAAAACAACAGGUUGAGCUACUUGAAGUUAUAACAGGUUUUGAAACAGCCAAUAAAUACAAAGUAAAGAACUCUCUAGGUCAAAAUGUAUAUUUCGCUGCAGAAGAUACGGAUUGUUGCACCCGACAGUGUUGUGGACCUGCACGUCCUUUUGAUAUCAAGAUUUUAGAUAAUAACAAUCAAGAAGUAAUACAUUUAAAUAGACCUUUAAGAUGUGCUGCUUGUUGUUUUCCAUGUUGCUUGCAAGAGCUUGAAGUCACUUCUCCCCCUGGCACUGUUAUUGGUUAUGUAAUACAGAAGUGGGCAUUCUGCGGAUCAUUAUUUGAGAUUUGUGAUGCUUUAAAACAACCUGUACUGCGUAUUGAAGGACCUAUUUGUGCGAUGAGUAUAUGCGGUGAUGUUGAAUUUAAGGUAAUGUCAUUAGAUGGUAGCAGUCAAGUUGGACGAAUAUCUAAACAAUGGAGUGGCUUAAUAAAAGAAGCAUUUACUGAUGCUGAUACUUUUGGAAUAACAUUCCCAAUGGAUCUUGAUGUUAAAAUAAAAGCUGUUAUGUUGGGAGCAUGCUUUUUAAUUGAUUUUAUGUUUUUCGAAACAAGUAAUCAAAACGACCAUCACCACUAAAAAAUUGUGUUUAAAUUUAAAAACGACCAUCACCACUGAAAAGCUUAUAGUUGUGUUGAAAUUUAAAAACAAUCUUCACCGCUGUAAAGCUUAUAAUUGCGUUGAAAUUUUAAAUUAUUGUUCUAAUUUAGUUAAUUAAUAGGAUAGUUUAUUUCAUUAUAAAUUUUUUAAAUAUUUUGCAUUAAUUAUCGCACAUUUUACAAUUGUAAAUUAAUAUUUUAUAGAAAAUAAAUUUUGUCACGUA